Molecule: messenger RNA, 1393 nt
Organism: Lepus europaeus (European hare)
Lineage: Eukaryota; Metazoa; Chordata; Mammalia; Lagomorpha; Leporidae
Product: keratin, type I cytoskeletal 28
Exons: 8
Coding region: 1-1380 (459 amino acids)
Biological process (GO): intermediate filament organization; hair follicle morphogenesis
Molecular function (GO): structural molecule activity
Source: RefSeq, a predicted model, not a curated record
AUGUCUCUCCGAUUUUCUGGUGGAUCCCGGCACACAUGCCUGAGGCCGGGCACUGGAUCUGUCAGAUCACCCAGCGGAGGAGCUGGCUUUGCAGGCAGCAAUGCAGGCGGUGGCUCUGCAGCUGGAAGUGGAUUUCUGUCUGCCUUGGGAGGGGGCCUGGGCAGCACUCCGGGUGGUGCCAUCGGAAACACUGUUUUUGCUGGCUUUGCUGGAAACGAUGGAGGGCUCCUCUCCGGGAACGAGAAGGUGACCAUGCAGAACCUCAACGACCGCCUGGCCUCCUACCUGGACAACGUGCGCGCCCUGGAGGAGGCCAACGCCGAAUUAGAGAGGAAAAUCAAGGGCUGGUAUGAAAAAUAUGGCCCUGGAUCUUGCCGUGGACUUGAUCAUGACUACAGUCGAUAUCAUCUAACAAUCGAGGAUCUGAAGAGCAAGGUUAUCUCUUCCACUGCUGCAAACGCUAACAUCAUUCUGCAGAUCGAUAACGCGAGACUGGCCGCCGACGAUUUCCGGCUAAAGUAUGAGAACGAGCUGGCCCUGCACCAGAACGUGGAGGCCGACAUCAACGGGCUGCGGCGGGUGCUGGACGAGCUGACGCUCUGCAGGACUGACCAGGAGCUGCAGUUUGAGUCCCUGAGCGAGGAGAUGACCUAUCUCAAGAAGAACCACGAAGAGGAGAUGAAGGCGCUGCAGUGCGCAGCCGGCGGCAACGUGGACGUGCAGAUGAACGCGGCGCCGGGCGUGGACCUCACGCUGAUGCUGAACAACAUGCGCGCCGAGUACGAAGCCUUGGCCGAGCACAACCGCAGGGACGCUGAGGCCUGGUUCAACGAGAAGAGUGCCACCCUGCAGCAGCAGAUCUCGGACGACGCAGGCGCGGCCACCUCGGCCCGGAGCGAGCUGACCGAGAUGAAGCGCACCCUGCAGACGCUGGAGAUCGAGCUGCAGUCCCUCCUGGCCACGAAACACUCCCUGGAGUGCUCCCUGACGGAGACCGAGGGCAACUACUGCACACAGCUUGCGCACAUCCAGGCCCAGAUCGGGGCCCUGGAGGAGCAGCUGCACCAGGUCAGAACCGAGACCGAGGGCCAGAAACUUGAGUACGAGCAGCUGCUGGACGUGAAGGUCCACCUGGAGAAGGAGAUCGAGACCUACUGCCGCCUGAUCGAUGGCGAUGGAGAUUCAUGCUCCAUAUCGAAGGGCUUUGGAUUAGGAGGCUCAGGGAAUUCAACUAAAGAUGUAUCUAAAACCACACUGGUCAAGACUGUGGUUGAAGAGAUAGAUCAGCGGGGCAAAGUUCUUUCUUCACGGAUUCACGCCAUUGAAGAAAAGACAUCUAAAAUAGCCAAUGGCAAGGCAGAACAGAGGGUUCCUUUUUAGCUGUCAUUUUAGA